AUGGAGAGUAUAACAGAAUUUCGUACAACAUUAUCAUCAAGGAGGGGAGGAGAAUUUCGAACAGUUGAUAAGGAUGUACAAUCACAAAUUUCCUAUUUACUGCAUUGUAUAUAUGUAAAACAACGGUGGGAUACAAAUAGAAAAGUCACAUUCAAUCAAAUUCGUCAUUCACUCAAGAAAUGGUAUUAUUCAUUCAUUCCAAAAGAUCUACCUUCACCAUCUUUGAAUCCAUUCAAACAAGAGAUAUACAACUGCAAUGCAUGCACCUAUUCAUCACUAUCGUCUAUUUCACCAUCCUUGCCCUCUAGAUCAGAUGAUCUGAUUAUCAUAGGUGCUGGUCAAAUGAGAACUGGGACAACAAGUUUAAAAGCUGCUCUGGAAAUAUUGUACAAUCAACCAUGUUAUCAUAUGUCUGAUAUUGUUAAACAAUAUAAGGAAGCACAUAUAAAAAAGUGGUUAAAACUAUUCAAUGAUCAAUUGACAAUGACUACUGGCACAACAAUACUUCAGAUCAAUAAAACUGACUGGCAAGAGAUUUAUGGUCAAUGUAAAUUCGCUGUUGACUAUCCAUCGUGUUUAUUCUACCAGGAAUUAUUGAAAACUUAUCCAAACGCCAAGGUGAUUCUAACAAUUCGUGAUGCUGAUUCCUGGGUUUCUAGUUGUCGAGCUACAACUGCUUCAAAUCUUGUUAUGAAAAAGAAUCCUACACUUACAGAACGUUUAAUUUAUCGACUACGUGGGCUUAAAAGUCUACCACAAUUGCAUGAUAAAAUGUUCACUAAAGCUUUUGGUCCACAUUAUGAUCAAAUGACAAAUGCUGAAUUGAAACAAGCCUAUCUUCAAUGGAAUCAAAAUGUUAUCAAAAGUGUACCAAAUGAUCGUUUGCUUAUUUUUAAUCCUAAACAAGGCUGGCAGACAUUAUGUGAAUUUCUCGAAAUCUCAAUUCCUCAAAAUAUAGAUUUCCCUCAUUUAAAUAAAAAAGUUGAUAUGAGAAGAAAUUUGUUAAAGUAUCAACAUUUGGCGCAUAUUAUAAAUUUUACAGUUGCUCUAUUCAUCUUUUUAUUUGUAUGUUAUUUUUUUGCGCACUAA
Trichobilharzia szidati is the source of this 1089-nucleotide messenger RNA. Lineage: Eukaryota; Metazoa; Platyhelminthes; Trematoda; Strigeidida; Schistosomatidae. The record is from the annotation of a GenBank genome assembly.